GAGGCUAUUAAAUAGUAAUAAAACCAACCAUUUGAAAACCAAGAUGCAUGAACUUCCUGUACAAUUUCACCCCUUUAUAAACCCCUUCUCUCAUUCCCAUUCAUCGCAGCUGAAAAAAUCGACUCUGUUUUCUCUUUUCUGUUUUCUUACUCCACUUAGCAUUUCCCGCCCAUUUCAUUUGAUCAAUCAAUUGAAAAAAAUUAAGAGAUUAAGAAAACAAAAUCCCACAAAAUGAUUUACGAAAAUGAUUGUGAUCUUGAGGCUGAUUUAGCUCUUCUUGAUUCCAUAAGAAGCCAUUUGCUCGGGGAGUCUGAACUUCCGGCAUUCUGCAACUUCACCACCGCCGCACCACCGCCGGCAGAUUAUGGAAGAAUUGAGGACCCUUUUGUAAGCAAUUUAUUAUUUCCAUCCGCCCACCAAAAUUGGGUUACUGAUGGAUUUGAUUCCGGCCUUUACGCGAUGAUAAAAGGCAGCGUUCAAACAGAAUGGGAAUCAUCCCCUGAAACUUCCCCUGUUUCAAUGACCGCCUUAAACAGUGUAAUCAAGGUGGAGCCAGAAAUGGAAGUGACUGUUGCGGCGGUGGCGCCGGUAACAAAAAGGGCUGUGGCGGCGGCGGAAGCCUGCAGGGUGGUGCCACCUAAAGGGAAGCAUUACAGGGGAGUGAGGCGGCGGCCGUGGGGGAAGUUCGCGGCGGAGAUAAGGGAUCCGGCGAAGAACGGAGCCAGAGUUUGGCUCGGGACUUACGAGACUGCGGAAGAUGCCGCCUUUGCUUACGAUAAAGCGGCGUAUCGAAUGCGGGGUUCUCGUGCAUUGCUGAAUUUUCCUUUGAGAGUGAAUUCAGGUGAACCCGACCCGGUUAGGAUUACGUCCAGGAAGUCUUCUUGCUCUGUUUCAUCGCCGGAGCGUUCCUCAUCGUCGGAGAAUGGGACGCCAAAGAGGAGGAAGAAGAUGGUGGAGCCUAAGGUGGAGAUACAAUGUGAAAGGGAAGAAGCAGAAUAUCAACUUCAAGUUGGGUCGAGUUCUCUGUUUUGGUGAACGAAAUAUUUGGUCAAUUUAAAUCCAAUUCUUUUUUUCACAUUGUUCAUUCAGUGUAUAUUACGAAGCGAUCUAAAAUGUUACGUACACUAAAUUUUUGGUAAGGAAAAUGAUCAUGAAUUUGGAUGAUGUAUAUUGUACAUGGUGUCCUUGAAUUUGAAUUAGAC
Molecule: messenger RNA, 1202 nt
Organism: Oldenlandia corymbosa var. corymbosa
Lineage: Eukaryota; Viridiplantae; Streptophyta; Magnoliopsida; Gentianales; Rubiaceae
Source: the annotation of a GenBank genome assembly